CAUUGCGCAUUUCCAUUCCGACCGCCGUGGACAGCUGAACCACGACAAGUAAACUGCGAAAACUAAACUAAACAAAAUGAUGCAGCAGAGAACCCUGAUUUUGGGCUUGAUCGGACUGACCCUGGUGGGCGUCUGCCACGCCCAUGGACGGAUCAUGGGCGGCGAGGAGGCGGACCCCAAUGCCACGCCCUACGCCGCCUCCCUGCGCGUGGACAAUGGCCACGUGUGCGGCGGAUGCAUUGUGUCCGAGACCAAGAUCCUGACCACUGCCCAUUGCGUGCACCGAGAUUCGAAGUUAAUCGAUGCCAGUCGGCUGUCGUGUCGCGUGGGCAGUACCAACCAGUACGCCGGAGGACGCAUUGUCACCGUGGAGUCGGUGGCCGUCCAUCCGGACUACUACCAGCUGAAGAACAACGUGGCCGUGCUCACCCUGAGCUCCCCCCUGACCUUCACCGAGCGGAUCCAGGCCAUCGAGGUGGCCACCAGCGGGGAGGAGCUGCCCGCCGAGGGAUCGGAGGUCAGUGUGGCCGGCUGGGGUCGCACCACCGACGGCUCUGCGUCCUACAAGAUCCGGGAAAUGUCGAUGGCGGUGGCCCAGGAGGCGACCUGCCUGGAUGCCUACAGCGACCACGGAGCGGACAGCUUCUGCCUGGGCCACGAACUCAAGGAGGGCACCUGCCACGGCGAUGGAGGCAGUGGCGCCGUCUACGGGGACAAGCUGAUCGGGCUGACCAACUUCGUGGUGGGCGCCUGUGGAUCCCGCUACCCGGAUGUCUUUGUGCGCCUCUCCAACUUCUACGACUGGAUUCAGGAGCAGAUCGCCUAGACAUAUUCCUUACCAGUACCACCGCCCCACCUAAAAUAAUAAUUAUUUCAUAAUUUUCAAAUUUCCAAACAAAAAAAAACCAAACUGAA
Molecule: messenger RNA, 915 nt
Organism: Drosophila rhopaloa
Lineage: Eukaryota; Metazoa; Arthropoda; Insecta; Diptera; Drosophilidae
Product: trypsin epsilon
Exons: 2
Coding region: 77-826 (249 amino acids)
Biological process (GO): proteolysis
Molecular function (GO): serine-type endopeptidase activity
Source: RefSeq, a predicted model, not a curated record